Molecule: messenger RNA, 1614 nt
Organism: Kuraishia capsulata CBS 1993
Lineage: Eukaryota; Fungi; Ascomycota; Pichiomycetes; Pichiales; Pichiaceae
Exons: 2
Coding region: 1-1614 (537 amino acids)
Biological process (GO): regulation of adenylate cyclase activity; cytoskeleton organization
Cellular component (GO): cytoplasm
Molecular function (GO): adenylate cyclase binding; actin binding
Source: RefSeq, a predicted model, not a curated record
AUGUCUGCGGAUCAAAAUAAAUACAAUAUCCAGGGCUACAAUCUGGUGACGUUGCUGAAGCGCCUCGAAGCUGCGACUUCUCGUCUUGAGGAUGUCACUAUUUUCCAGGAAAGCUCGCUCAAGAACCUUGAAAAAUCGGCAAUUGAUACGGCUGAUACUCCCUCAGGCUCGUUGACUGAAGGCACCACCAAAGCCAUUGGUUCCGCUCCAUCGGUACCAUCAACCCCUGAUUCAGGAGCCCCAGAGCCUAAUGUUGCGGCAGUUGAAAUUCCAAAAUCUAUCAAGGCCUUUGAUGAUUUCAUUUCGUACUCAAUUGACCCAUUUGUUGCAGUUUCGGAGAAAAUUGACGCCGUUGUCGGUAAGCAAGCCCAGGUUUUCAAGGAUGCUUUUAUCGGGGAACGCAAGUUCCUCUUAGCGGCCUCUCUGUCCAAAGAAGUGCAGCCUACCGAUCCUGUUUUUGGUGAGGCUUUGAGCCCAAUCAGCACUUUGAUUGGUGAAACGGUUAAAAUCAAGGAUGAGAACAGAAAGUCGCCUUUUUUCAACAACUUGAACACCGUUGCUGAGGGUGUGCCAGUCUUGGGCUGGGUGGUCACCAAGACCCCAGUCUCUUUCAUCCCAGAGUAUAAGGAUUCUUCGUUAUUUUGGGCGAACAGAAUCCUGAAGGAAUUCAAGGACAAGGAUGAGUCCCAGGUUGAAUGGGUCAAGUCUUUUUUGAAAAUCUUCGAUGAUCUGAAGGCAUACACGAAGGAGUACCAUACUACAGGGCCCACUUGGAACCCCCAGGGUGGUUCUUUGGCUGAUGCUUUGCAGGAAACAUCAGCCUCGGCCGUUUCAGAUGCUCCUGCUCCUCGUGACGCUUCUGCUGCCCCUGCACCUGCUGCGGGUGGUCCACCACCACCUCCACCUCCUCCCCCAGCAUCGGUAUUUGAGACCUCUUCUGCUCCGGCCCAAGAGGUUGGAAUGAACGCUGUGUUUUCUGCACUUAACCAGGGAGAGAAAAUCACCUCUGGUCUCAAAAAGGUCGACAGAUCUCAGAUGACCCACAAAAACCCUGAGCUUCGUGCCUCGUCACAGGUCCCUGCUAAGAGAUCCUCUCCAGUGCCCCCAAAAAAGCCAACUGGUUUGACCAACAAGAAGCCAGCAAAGAAGGAGCUUAUAGACACCAAAUGGCUGGUUGAAAACUUUGACAACCCCGGUGAAGUCAUCACCAUCGAGGGCGAGAUGCACCAGAGCAUUUUCAUAGGUAAGUGCUCCAAUACCGUUGUUCAGGUCAAGGGAAAAGUCAACGCAAUCUCUAUAAGCGAAUGUAAGAAGGUUGGACUUGUUGUUGACCAGCUGGUUUCCGGAGUGGACGUGAUCAAGUGCUCUGGGUUCGAAAUCCAAGUUGUGGACAAGAUCCCUCUGAUCUCAAUCGACAAGUCUGAUGGGGGCCAGAUUUACUUGAGCAAGUCGAGUUUGGAUGUUGAGAUCUACACUUCAUCCACCACCGCGUUGAAUGUGAACGUUCCUACUGAUGGAGAAGAUCUGGCAGAACUGCCUAUUCCUGAACAGUUCAAGCACACGUUCGGAGCAGACGGAAAGAUCACCAGCACAAUCGUAGAACAUGCCGGUUAG